AUGGCCAGAGCCACAUUAAUAUCAUUUUAUUCGUCUUGCCACCUGUUUUCACCACUUUACUACCACAAAGCUGAUAUAAAAGAGUGGGUUUUCAUAAUCAUUACACUCAUCAUAAAACUGAAAGAAAUUAAUCGUACAAUUAGGAUCUUUGAGCUGGUCAACUUUGCGUUUGGAUUCCUCUCACUGGCGCAUAUGUCCACGGUACGAUCUAAAGGAACUGUUUUUCCAGUUAACAGUUGUCCGGGGAACAUUUCUGAAGUUGACCAUGCUUCCAAAAGACUAAAUUGCUCUGGAAUUGACAAGUUAAAAAACACAUAUCAUUGUUUACCAUUGGCUGACCUGUCUCAACUUGUUGAAUUGUGCUAUCAAACAAGCUAUUUAAUUGAAAAGGGAAAUUGUAUGGUCCUUCAAUCCGGAUAUUUAAACAACCGAUCAUGUCUGCAUUUUACUGAAGGCUGUCCCAAGACGCCUUACCAAUCCAAACUGAUGCUGAAUUAUCCAGUUUGUACAAAAAUUAACAAACAAAACAGAUGCUAUCUAGCUGACCCUUCCUGUCCCAGUUUACGCAGUGACUUUGAAGUCACGACUGCUCCUCCUACAAUCAACGUCAGUCUAUUAUGGACCACUUCAACCAGUUCGGAGGAUUCUGAAUUUAGCAAAACCUGGAUAGCAGUACCCGUUGUAUCAGCUGCACUUGCCGUUAUAGUGUUCACUUUAUGUUUGAUAUGGAAACUAAAAUGUCGUCGUAAAGCCGAUGAGAUCAAAUCUGGAGAAAUUGGGAUGGAUUCAAUAGCCAGUCAAUAUUCAGAAACGGAGGCUUUAUUACAGGAGAACGAAAAUGAAGACCAGUAUGAAGGAGGUACAAAUCUUAUAGAGGAUAUUCUGAGAAGUUGGCAACAGGACGACAAGUAUUUUGUGCCAACAACAGCAAGCAAAUUUGUAGAAGAAAAGAUUAAAAGUCAAAAUCUGGUCACGGUCGUCGGUAAUUCUGGUAGCGGAAAAACGGCAAUUAUCCAACACAUCGCGCUUAAGUUACAAAGAGAACAGGGAUGGAAUAUUAAACCUGUCGAUGAGGUGAAAGAAAUAAAAGAAAUAUGUUCUCCUGGAAUCUCGCCAGAUAACCAAACACUGUUUAUACUGAAUGAUCCUAUUGGUAAGGAGACCUUAGAUGAUAUAUCAUAUAAUUCAUGGAAAACUUACGAGACAACAUUACAAACUUGCUUGAAAAGAGUUAAAUUAUUGGUGUCAUGUAGAAGAUGUGUCAUUAAUGACAAGAAAUUAGAAGGUAUUCUCAAAAAGGAGUCUAACAUAGUAGAAAUUGACAGCGACGAAUUAAAACUGACAGAUAAAGAAAAAAGGAAGAUCUUAAAUAAAUACUGUCAGCAUAUGGAUAUAUCUGAAGAGAAAGUUAGGGAAAUUAUCAAAACAGAAGCUUAUUUUCCUUUGCUUUGUAAAGUGUUCUCAUGUGAAGUGAGUUGCAGAGAAGGAGUUAACCUCUUUAAAAACCCCUUUCUGUACAUACAACAGGAAAUCGUACAUUACAAAAUACAUGAUAAACAUAAAUAUUGUGCCCUACUUUUGAUCAUGGCAUUCAAUAACAAUUUAAAUAUUUGCUCUAUAAAGAAAGAUGAAAUAUCAUUAGAUAAAUACAAAGACAUUUUAGGGAUUUGUGAACUAUCGGACAACGUAAACGUUGCUGUCAUUGGAAGAACUUUACAUGAACUGGAUGGAUCUUACGUCAAACGUAUCGGGCAAUGUUACAAAUUCCUUCACGACUUUAUAAUGGAGAUAACGACUCUAGUGUUCGGUGUUGAUUGUCCACAAGAGACGAUACGAUACGCGGAUAGUGGUUUUCUAAGACGCCGAGUGAAGAUAGAGAACGAUGAAGAUGAGGAAGAUCGCGAUCUCUUCACCAUUUACCUGUCUGAAGAGUACAUCGGUGAUCUUGUGGAUCGGUUUAUUAUUGACAUGCAAACACAACACCUUCUAGAUGUUCUACUCAAUCCUUGUUUAAGGAAAGAGAGUGUCAUCAAAUUCUUAAAAGAAAAGGUAGAUUCAAUUGAAAUGAUUCUUGUUAGAAUCAAGUGUGAAGUAGACAGAUCGGAAUUUUCAAGCUCAUUUAAAGGUGGUGGUUUGUCAAGACUUCAUUUCCUUGAUUUGAAAGAUGAAAUUUGCCCUUUGAUCGGACUCAUUAUAUUUUUUCAUAAUGACAUUUCUUCAUUUUUCUUGAGAAAAAUUAAUGAAACAACCUGUAACAAUUAUCCUAUAUUUUCCGCCGUGUGUGCAAAUGGUAAUUUGAAGCUAUUAGAUUCUCUAAACGAGGAAUAUAAAAAGUCAGCAAUAUUUGAAAUUUGGCAUAUUUUUUUACCAAUUCAUGUUGCUUCUGUAUUUCAUAAUUUUUCCAUAAUUGGGAAUUUAGUGCAUUUCGGUGCUGACGUGAACAAACUUACAACUGUAGACAAAUGGACUCCAUUGUUAUUAGCUAUUGCAAAUGACGAAGAACAUUUCACAGAGGCGGAAAUAGAAACAAAAGAAGGAGAGAGACGUAAUGAGACCAUUAUUUGCUUAUUAAACUACGGUGCUAACAUCAAUUUAUGUAGAAACAAUGGAACCAGCCCUCUUUAUAUAGCCUGUCAAAAUGGACAUGAUAGCACGGUACAAUUGCUUCUGAACAACGGUGCCGACAUCAAUUUAUGUAAAAACGAUGGAACCAGCCCUCUUUAUAUAGCUUGUCAAAAUGGACAUAAUAGCACGGUACAACUGUUACUGAACAACGGUGCCGACACAAAUUUAUGUACAAACGAUCGAACCAGUCCUCUUUAUAUAGCUUGUCAAAAUGGACAUGAUAGAACGGUACAAUUUCUUCUGAACAAUGGUGCCGACAUCAAUUUAUGUACAAGCGAUGGAACCAGCCCUCUUUAUAUAGCUUGCCAAAUUGGACAUGAUAGCACAGUACAACUGUUACUGAACAACGGUGCCGACAUCAAUUUAUGUACAAACAAUGGAACCAGUCCUCUUUAUAUAGCUUGUCAAAAUGGACAUGAUAGCACGGUACAACUGUUACUGAACAACGGUGCCGACACAAAUUUAUGUACAAACGAUGGAGCAAGUCCUCUUCAUCCAGCUUGUCAAAAUGGACAUGAUAGCACGGUACAACUGUUACUGAAUAACGGUGCCGACAUCAAUUUAUGUACAAACAAUGGAACCAGCCCUCUUUAUAUAGCUUGUCAAAAUGGACAUGAUAGCACGGUACAACUGUUACUGAACAACGGUGCCGACAUCAAUUUAUGUACAAACGAUGGAACCAGUCCUCUUUAUAUAGCUUGUCAAAUUGGACAUGAUAGCACGGUACAACUGUUACUGAACAACGGUGCCGACACAAAUUUAUGUACAAACGAUGGAGCAAGUCCUCUUCAUCCAGCUUGUCAAAAUGGACAUGAUAGCACGGUACAACUGUUACUGAAUAACGGUGCCGACAUCAAUUUAUGUACAAACAAUGGAACCAGCCCUUUUUAUAUAGCUUGCCAAAUUGGACAUGAUAGCACGGUACAACUGUUACUGAACAAAUGUGCCGACACAAAUAAAUGUACAAACAAAGGAACCAGCCCUCUUUAUAUAGCUUGUCAAAUUGGACAUGAUAGUACGGUACAACUGAUACUGAACAACGGUGCCGACAUCAAUUUAUGUACAAACGAUGGAACCAGUCCUCUUUAUAUAGCUUGCCAAAAUGGACAUGAUAGCACGGUACAACUGUUACUGAACAAUGGUGCCGACAUCAAUUUAUGUUCAAACGAUCGAACCAGCCCUUUUUAUAUAGCUUGUCAAAAUGGACAUGAUAGAACGGUACAAUUUCUUCUGAACAAUGGUGCCGACAUCAAUUUAUGUACAAGCGAUGGAACCAGCCCUCUUUAUAUAGCUUGCCAAAUUGGACAUGAUAGCACAGUACAACUGUUACUGAACAACGGUGCCGACAUCAAUUUUUGUACAAACUAUGGAACCAGUCCUCUUUAUAUAGCUUGUGAAAAUGGACAUGAUAGCACGGUACAACUGUUACUGAACAACGGUGCCGACAUCAAUUUAUGUGAAAACGAUCGAGCCAGCCCUCUUUAUAUAGCUUGUCAAAAUGGACAUGAUAGCACGGUACAACUGUUACUGAACAAUGGUGCCAACAUCAAUUUAUAUACAAACGAUGGAACCAGCCCUCUUUAUAUAGCUUGUCAAAAUGGACAUGAUAGCACGGUACAACUGUUUCUGAACAAUGGUGCCAACAUCAAUUUUUGUACAAACAAUGGAACCAGUCCUCUUUAUAUAGCUUGUCAAAUUGGACAUAAUAGCACGGUACAACUGUUACUGAACAACGGUGCCGACAUCAAUUUAUGUACAAACGAUGGAGCAAGUCCUCUUUAUAUAGCUUGUCAAAAUGGACAUGAUAGCACGGUACAACUGUUACUGAACAACGGUGCCGACAUCAAUUUAUGUACAAACGAUGGAACCAGUCCUCUUUAUAUAGCUUGUCAAAAUGGACAUGAUAGCACGGUACAACUGUUACUGAACAAUGGUGCCGACAUCAAUUUAAGUACAAACGAUGGAACCAGUCCUCUUUAUAUAGCUUGUCAAAAUGGACAUGAUAGCACGGCACAACUGUUACUGAACAACGGUGCCGACACAAAUUUAUGUAGAAACAAUGGAGCAAGUCCUCUUCAUCCAGCUUGUUAAAAUGGACAUGAUAGCACGGUACAACUGUUACUGAACAACGGUGCCGACAUCAAUUUAUGUACAAACAAUGGAACCAGCCCUUUUUAUAUAGCUUGCCAAAAUGGACAUGAUAGAACGGUACAACUGUUACUGAACAACGGUGCCGACAUUAAUUUAUGUACAAGCGAUGGAACCAGCCCUCUUUAUAUAGCUUGCCAAAUUGGACAUGAUAGCACAAUACAACUGUUACUGAACAACGGUGCCGAAAUCAAUUUACGUGAAAACGAUGGAACCAGCCCUCUUUAUAUAGCUUGUCAAAAUGGACAUGAUAGCACGGCACAACUGUUACUGAACAACGAUGAGGACAUUUAUUUAUGCACCAACGAUGGACUCAGUCCACUUUAUAUAGCUUGUCAAAAUGGACAUGACAGCAUGGUACAAAUCACGGUACAACUGUUACUGAACAACGGUGCUGACAUCAAUUUAUGUAACACCGAUGGAGUCAGUCCUCUUCAUAUAGCUUGUCAAAAUGGACAUGAUAGCACGGUAAAACUAUUAGUAAUCAACGGGGCAAACAUCAAUCUCUGUGAAAACGAUUGAGCCAGAACUCCAGAACAGC
Molecule: messenger RNA, 5314 nt
Organism: Saccostrea cuccullata (small rock oyster)
Lineage: Eukaryota; Metazoa; Mollusca; Bivalvia; Ostreida; Ostreidae
Product: serine/threonine-protein phosphatase 6 regulatory ankyrin repeat subunit B-like
Exons: 9
Molecular function (GO): protein binding
Source: RefSeq, a predicted model, not a curated record